Messenger RNA from Penaeus indicus, 1930 nucleotides. RefSeq names its product diphosphoinositol polyphosphate phosphohydrolase 1-like. The transcript is spliced from 4 exons. Gene Ontology annotation, cellular component: cytoplasm; nucleus. Gene Ontology annotation, biological process: diphosphoinositol polyphosphate metabolic process; adenosine 5'-(hexahydrogen pentaphosphate) catabolic process; diadenosine pentaphosphate catabolic process. The record is from RefSeq and is a predicted model, not a curated record. Gene Ontology annotation, molecular function: diphosphoinositol-polyphosphate diphosphatase activity; bis(5'-adenosyl)-pentaphosphatase activity; endopolyphosphatase activity. The coding region runs from base 1 to 435 and encodes 144 amino acids. Lineage: Eukaryota; Metazoa; Arthropoda; Malacostraca; Decapoda; Penaeidae.
AUGGAGAGGGAGGUAAUGAGAGUGUUUGAGAACAAAGAAGAGAUAGUCUCUCUCUCUCUUCAGGUCUUGCUGGUGUCGAGCAAAAAGGACCUCUGCUCCUGGCUGGUUCCUGGAGGAGGCGUAGAAGAAGGGGAGGAGCCGGCAGAGGCAGCGGUCAGAGAGGCGUGGGAAGAGGCAGGUGUCCAGGGGCGCGUCACCAGAUAUUUGGGUGUUUUUGAGACGAAGCACCACAGCGGACGGAAGAAGCACCGGACAGCCGUUUUCGUGGUGGUGGUGAAGCAGAUCCAUGCCCAAUAUCCCGAGGCUCAUUUGGGUCGAGCUCGCCAAUGGUUCAGUUUUGAAGAGGCUUUGAUCCAGCUCUCCCGCAACCGGCCCGUCCAGAGUGCUUAUCUCCAGCUCAUGUUAGCGUCGCGCCUCAAGGUCCCGCCAGCUUAGGAGAAACCCUACUUCGUGUCUGAAAAUUCGAGGAGAGAAAAAAAAGGACGUUUUCUGCGUCGAAGAAAGAAGAGGAGAAAAAGGAGAAGGAGGAGGAGACGGAGAAGGAGGAGGAGGAGGACGAUGUAGGAUUUUUUUCUUAAAACUUUCUUUUUCUUUUCCUUUCUUCUUCAUUAUUAUUCUUUUCUUGGAGAAAAUUAUACGAAGUUGGGUCUUCUCUGAUACAGCUUGGUGUAGGGAACGUGGAAAAAUAAGAUAAAAAGGAAGAAAAAUGGGAAAUAAAACAAUGAACAGUUUAACAUGGACUCUUGUUAGGGAGAAGUGAGAAUUAUGUUAAGUGGACCAAAGAGUGCGAGAGAAAGAGAGGAAAGAGAGGAGGAAGAGGAGGAGCAAGAGAAGGAGAAGGAAGAGAAAGAGGAGGAAGAGAAGGAAGAAAAGGAGGAGAAUGAAUGAUGAGGAGGAAGAGAAGGGGAAAGAGGAGGAGAGUGAAUGAGGAGGAGGAAGAAGGUGGAAAAGGGAACACAGAGACGGAGAAGGAGAAGAACUAUAAGAGAAAGACGAAGGGGAGAGGAAGGAAGAGGAGGAGCAGGAGGAAGAAGGAAGAUACGAUCUCAGGUCGCUGUUAUCUGUCGUAUCUCACGCCUAGAUCUUCAAGAAAUUCCAUUACCAACGACACUUAUUUUUUUUUUUAUAUAUAUUCUCUUUUGAAACAAUUCAGAACUCUUAAACUGGACUGGCUUUUGUGCACAGUGGUGGAACGGGACCAAGUGGUCAAGGACUUCUUAGAACUUAAAACAAGUAAAAAAGUAUACUACCAAAGGAAACGAACAGAACUGUGUAGUUCGUAUCCAAUGCCAUGUUUACCUGAAGCUCAAUUAAUCUUAAAUAAACAAAAGACGAACAGUUUGUUUGUGCAUUUUAAGUACUCAAGAGAAGUGAAACAGAACAUGAAAAGUGUUGUUGGUUGUAAAAAAAUAUAUUUUUUAAGAGAUUCAUAGAUGAAAAUUGUAAAUAUAUAGUUUACAGUGGCUGUGUACCACUUAACGUCUGUGAUGAGAAGAAAAAGUGCCAAGAAAAUGUUAAGUGUCUCAGAAGAAUUACUUAAUUCUUUCUUAGAGCAAUCAACUGAAGUGUUUUACGUUAUUUUAUACGUCUUUUAUAUGUACUAUUGAUAAACAUGUUUGUGAAUCACCCUUGUUAACACUUGUUUUUUAUUUAUUUAUUUUUUCUUCACUGUAAAGAGGUGAUAUCCCAAGACUAUGGUAGACUCUUUUGUUAUUGUUGAGAUUGUUAUUAGGGAAAUGUGAGCUCAGACCAUGGAUUGUGAGUGCCAAAUGACUACCUAAGAAUAAUCAAAAUAGAGAUUAUUGUCAGCCCAAAAUCACCUGCAUUAAUACAAUUCGCAAAUUUCAAGAAUAUGGUUACGGUUAUGAUCAUAGUCAUGUAAUAAACUAAUACCACACACAUAACUGCGACAUGAAAACAAAAACAAAAA